Molecule: messenger RNA, 1148 nt
Organism: Suillus clintonianus
Lineage: Eukaryota; Fungi; Basidiomycota; Agaricomycetes; Boletales; Suillaceae
Product: Mov34-domain-containing protein
Exons: 5
Coding region: 55-930 (291 amino acids)
Biological process (GO): translational initiation
Cellular component (GO): eukaryotic translation initiation factor 3 complex, eIF3m
Molecular function (GO): translation initiation factor binding; metallopeptidase activity; translation initiation factor activity
Source: RefSeq, a predicted model, not a curated record
ACCACUUUUUGGCUUGAUCACUGCAGCCAGAUUAGCUGCUAACUAUCUUUGAAAAUGCCUGUACGCUCAUCUUCGUCAGCGGCGUACAUACAGAACACUUCAUUAAGUUCAAAUGGUGUACCUUCGACACGCCCAACUUCACUAACGAUUCAUCCGUCUGCACUCUUCUCGAUCCUUGACCACUACCUUCGGCGAACAGAUGCUCAACAUCGUGUCAUUGGUACCCUUCUUGGUACCCGCACGGACUCCACUGUUGACGUCAAAUCUGCAUUUGCUGUCCUCCACUCGGAAACCGAUGAGCAGGUUGCCGUGGACAUGGACUACCACCGUGCCAUGUACGACCUCUGCAUUCGUGUUAGACCCAAUGAAACCAUCGUAGGAUGGUACUCGACUGGCUCAGACCUAAACACAUACUCUGCCUUGAUCCAAAAUUUCUACUCCCAAGAGACCGCACCGAAUCAAGCGGUACACGUUGCCCUUGACACUGGAACGGAGGAGGGCAAAGGUGCCGGAGUGAAGGCAUAUGUAAGCUCACCAGUUGGGAUCUUCCCGAAACCUGAAAAUUGUGUAUUUGUUCCAAUCCCUUGCGAACUUCGCUUCCACGAAGCAGAACGCAGUGGCCUCGACCUACUGUUGUCUCCAAACCCGUCAUCCAAUCAAACCGACCUUGAUGUCCUUGCUUCCUCAUUGACAGACGUGCAAAACAUGCUCAACAGAGUACUUGCCUAUGUACAGUCUGUCUUGCGCGGUGAGGUUGUCGGGGACAAGGCAGUCGGAAGAUAUCUUAUGGACGUAUUGGGCACUGGCGUGGAGGAAGAUGGCGGCUGGACUGCAGGGCUUCAGGACACCCUGAUGGUAACAUACCUCGCGAACUUGGUCCGAAGCCAAGCCGAAGUUUCUGCAAGAUUAGCGUUGACCACCGCAGUAUGAGUAACGUGCUAGAUUCGUUGUCCGCCGGUAUUCAACGCUUUCAUCUGCGAAAAAUUGGUGGCUUGUAUCAGUGUGCACUAUAGUCUGCUGUACCAGUCAUCCUCAUACUCCUCUAUGUAGAACAGCCGCCUGCGGCAACCCUAGUUGAUGUGUGCGGUUGCUUUCCUCGCGCGAAGGGGGAAGACAAUUAUCAGAAUUGAUUUUUUUAUCGAGAUAAA